GCUCACGCUGUGCCUCACCGGCCACACAGCCUGCCAACAGUCACGGCGCAGUGCUUGGAGAGAGUCAUGCCCAAGAACGCUCCUUAUCUCCCCAUUGUCUCGCGCCUUCAUCUCAAGACUGCUGCCAAACAUAUCCAAGACACAUGCGGCGCACCGAGGGCGUCGAAUGCGCCCACUUGCUUAUAAACUGAAGUCCAGCUGCACCUGGCCGUUGUGGGCUUUGACAAGUACGCACAAGUGCUAAGGAUCAAGCACUGCGUCUAGCCACGACCACGCCAACCAUGGCCGCCGAGGACACCAUCUCCGACGGCAGGCCGGAGGACCAGACACUAUUUGAUGGCGCACCGAGAAAGCACUUCAGCCUCACUACCUUCAACGAGCAUCCUGUGUCAAAACACAUCCACGAUGGCACAGAGACAGCGUGCAGCAUCUACCUUCCCCAGGACAGCAGAUGCACGAGACAGAUGGUCGAGAACAUGCCUGCCUACAAGAACUGGCUCUCCCAACUGCUCCAGAACCUUGCCUUGCAGCAAGAUCCAAAUCAUGUAUUCCAUAAAAACCCGUAUAAGCUCAGGAGCGUCGACCUCCAGGCACCGACAUGGUUUCCGAGCGGACCUCCUCCUGGGAAACUAGGCUUCUUGAAGGCGCAAUGCACCGUCGAGGCAGACCACCUGGACGAUGGGAAGAAACAGUGGCUUCCCGGUGCUGUAUUUCUUCGCGGCGGCAGCGUGGGCAUUCUUAUCAUCAUCCAGCCCUACGACGGCGAAAAGGAAGAGCAGCAGAAACUCAAAGAAGGCCGCGAACCCGAACUCUUUGCCAUCCUCACCAUCCAGCCCCGCAUAGCCGCGGGUUCCCUUGCUUUCGCCGAACUGCCCGCCGGCAUGCUCGACGACAGCGGCGACUUUGGCGGCAAAGCCGGCGAGGAGAUCAAAGAAGAGGUCGGCAUCACAGUCAACAAGUCCGAGCUCUUUAACAUGUCCGAAGCCGCCGUCAAAGACGUCUACCAGCGGCCGUCCACAGCCCCUACCAAUGACAGCGACGCAUUCCGCGAACUGGUACAGAACUCGAUGUAUCCCAGUCCCGGCGGCUGCGACGAGUUUCUGCCCCUGAUGCUGCUGCAGAAGCGCAUGAGCAGGGACGAGCUCGAGGACUUGCAGGCGCGGACCACCGGGCUGAGGGACCAGGGCGAGGUCAUCACACUCAAGGUAGUACCGUUCAAAAGUCUGUAUAGGGAGGGAGGGAGAGAUGCAAAGUGUCUUGCUGCAUUGGGGUUGUAUGAGAAUCUGAAGCGGGAGGGUGGGAUUCUCCCAGACAUGCCGUCCAAACCGGACAAGGGGACGAAGCGGAGACACUCGUAGGAUGGCUGGGCUAGCACUUCUGUACUUCAUGAUAUCAUGGGAGGGAUGUAUGACUAGGUUUCUCAAAAACAUCUGUUAGUCACCCCACAGGGC
This is a messenger RNA of Paraphaeosphaeria sporulosa, 1451 nucleotides long. RefSeq lists its product as uncharacterized. Gene Ontology annotation, biological process: nucleoside phosphate metabolic process; ribose phosphate metabolic process. NCBI's taxonomy places the organism in Eukaryota, Fungi, Ascomycota, Dothideomycetes, Pleosporales, Didymosphaeriaceae. The transcript is spliced from 2 exons. The record is from RefSeq and is a predicted model, not a curated record. The coding region runs from base 282 to 1358 and encodes 358 amino acids. Gene Ontology annotation, molecular function: ADP-glucose pyrophosphatase activity; ADP-ribose pyrophosphatase activity.